CAAAACAUUUACCGAGCAAAGCUUAACUAAACCCUAGCUAGCUAGGCCUCAGAUCUCAUGGACAAGGUGAUGAGAAUGUCGUCCGAGAAAGGAGUGGUGAUCUUCACGAAGAGCUCAUGUUGUCUCUGCUACGCCGUUCAAAUUCUGUUCCGUAACCUUAGGGUUCAACCAACGAUUCACGAAAUCGACACCGACCCAGACUGCCGUGAGAUCGAGAAGGCCCUUCUCCGUAUCGGCUGCUCCACCGCCUUCCCAGCUGUCUUCAUAGGUGGCAAGCUCGUUGGUUCCACCAGUGAAGUCAUGUCCCUUCACCUUAGUGGCUCUCUCGUCCCCUUGAUCAAACCCUAUCAGUCCCUCCUUUACUAGCUAACUAGCUCCAUCGAAAUCCUCCAUAUGAUAAAUCUUAGGUUCUGAUUGGUAAAUACCAGAAGAACUGAGAGUAAAUUAAUUGAAAGAAACAAGAGGAAAUAUAUCAGCGUAACUGAGAGGAAAAGUGUGUGAAUAAAAUAAGAAACAAAAUUUAAAGUCCGUCUUACCUGUACUUCCACUGAGACAACCAAGUGGUAUGUUUACCUUUAUUCAAACAGUACGUAGAGUAAAAAUGAUAAAAUCUAUUUUCACUUGACUGGUGAAUUAUCAGCUGAACUGAGAGUAAAAACCUUUUUCACCAAAAAGUUAACGCUAUUAAUACUAUACAAUCACACUCUUAUUAUCUAGCUAGCGACAAUAAAAAUCCUUAAAGCUAUAGUGUGACCUCGAUACACACUAGCUACUACCUAGUUGUUUUUUCAUCAGGCGAGGUAACACAGCGAAGAGACGGAAGAUUGGAGUUUAACUGAGGCAUGGCAUUAAGAAGGGAGAAGCACGUAGUAUUCUGGUAUUUAGAAAAAAACUGGAUCAUAAUGGACGUUUUAACAUUAAUGGGUCUGGUUUGUUUUAAGGCCUGCUAUUAUCUUUAGCCGGCCAUUUAAGAAACUCAAUCAAGGCACACAGAGAUUUUAUUAACCUGGAAACUUGUUCAUGUGGGUCUACUUGUUAAUUAGGUGUUCCAUUUUGAAUGAUCAGUGUGUUUAAUUGCGUAA
Molecule: messenger RNA, 1082 nt
Organism: Brassica oleracea var. oleracea
Lineage: Eukaryota; Viridiplantae; Streptophyta; Magnoliopsida; Brassicales; Brassicaceae
Product: glutaredoxin-C13-like
Exons: 2
Coding region: 58-366 (102 amino acids)
Cellular component (GO): nucleus; cytoplasm
Source: RefSeq, a predicted model, not a curated record